Molecule: messenger RNA, 4815 nt
Organism: Pogoniulus pusillus (Red-fronted tinkerbird)
Lineage: Eukaryota; Metazoa; Chordata; Aves; Piciformes; Lybiidae
Gene: SYT11
Product: synaptotagmin 11
Exons: 4
Coding region: 154-1446 (430 amino acids)
Biological process (GO): cellular response to calcium ion; regulation of calcium ion-dependent exocytosis; calcium ion-regulated exocytosis of neurotransmitter
Cellular component (GO): axon; exocytic vesicle; plasma membrane
Molecular function (GO): SNARE binding; calcium-dependent phospholipid binding; calcium ion binding
Source: RefSeq, a predicted model, not a curated record
CCGGGCCGGGCACCGGGCGGGGCCUGCGCCGCAGCGGGACCAGUCGGCAGCUCCUGCAUCCCGGGCUGCGAGCAUCCUCCGGGCGGGGGCCGGUACCGCGGCGUCUCCGUACCGGGCUCCGCAUCCCGGCUGCCCCGGCCUCAGCUGUGGGCCAUGGCGGAGAUAACCAGCGUCCACCCCGGCUUCGAUGUCUCUCCAGUUGUGGCAGGCCUCAUUGGUGCUACUGUCCUUGUGGUUUCCGUCUCGGUCACAGUCUUUGUGUGGACAUGCUGUCACCAGCAGGCAGAGAAGAAGCACAAAACCCCUCCCUACAAAUUCAUCCACAUGUUAAAGGGCAUCAGCAUCUACCCCGAGACCCUGAGCAACAAGAAGAAGAUCCACCGCAUCCGGAGAGACAAGAACGGCACCGCCAAGGAGCCCGGGAGGGGAAACCUCCUGGUGGAUGCUGCAGAAUCUGGCUUGAUAGGCUCUGAUAAGGCUCCAGAUGGGCCAAACGCAGCCCCCCACGUCGACCAGCUCCCAAUAAAGGUAGAUUAUGGAGAUGAACUAAGUCCAGAUCAAAGCCUGACUCCAGGAGGAAGCAAAACCUCCUCCCCGUCUUCGCCGGGGGACGACGUGCUGCUGGGCGAACUGACUUUCUCAGUGGACUACAACUUCCCUAAGAAAGCUCUGGUGGUUACUAUCCAGGAGGCUCAUGGGCUGCCAGUGAUGGAUGAGCACACCCAGAGCUCUGACCCUUACAUCAAGAUGACAAUCCUGCCAGACAAGAGGCACCGGGUGAAGACUCGCGUCCUGCGCAAGACGCUGGAGCCUGUCUUCGACGAGACCUUCACCUUCUAUGGCAUCCCUUACAGCCAGCUCCAGGACCUGGUGCUCCACUUCCUCGUGCUCAGCUUUGAUCGCUUCUCUCGAGAUGAUGUGAUUGGAGAGGUCAUGGUGCCCCUUGCUGGGGUGGAUCCAAGCACUGGAAAGGUUCAGCUGACCAGGGAGAUCCUCAAGAGGAACAUACAGAAGUGCAUCAGCAGAGGGGAGCUGCAGGUCUCCUUGUCCUACCAGCCCGUGGCACAGAGAAUGACUGUGGUGGUGCUGAAAGCCAGGCACCUGCCCAAGAUGGACAUCACUGGCCUCUCAGGUAAUCCCUACGUCAAGGUGAACGUUUACUACGGGAGGAAGCGAAUCGCCAAGAAGAAGACUCACGUGAAGAAGUGCACUUUGAACCCUGUCUUCAACGAGUCCUUCAUUUACGACAUCCCUGCCGACCUCCUGCCGGACAUCAGCAUCGAAUUCUUGGUGAUCGACUUCGACCGCACCACCAAGAACGAAGUGGUGGGAAGGCUGAUCCUGGGGGCUCACAGCGUCACGGCUGGGGGCGUGGAGCACUGGAGGGAGGUUUGUGACAACCCUAGGAAGCCAGUGGCCAAAUGGCACAGCCUGAGCGAGUACUAGCAAGGGGUGUGGCAGCCAACAACCCGGCUCGUAGGACAGACUUAACCCUUGUUUUAGCUGUAGAACUAAACCUUUCGUAACGAAGCAGCAGCAGCAGCAGCAGCAAGCAGCUGAUUUGGUUCUUAGUGAUGUGAUUUCCUUUGGGUUGUUUUCUCUUUUUUGUUUUUGCAGGGGCACUAAAAAUUCUAAAGAGAGCAUUAAAUAAAUCUUUAAAAAAAAAACACCAAAAAAAAGAGAAAAAAAGAGAAACCACAAAAAAAAAAGAUCCCACAACUCUGUGUAAGAUGUAACCAAACCUAUUGCAUGCCUACUCCAGACUGAACUUAGUGUAACUGCCACUACCGAGCCGCAGUUUCUCUCUGUCACUAUGGAAGUUGUGUUUGUGCUGAGCUGUCGUUGCUGGUAUUCACCAAAACUGGCCUCUCUUUAUUAGGCUUCUCCCAAAGGUUUCUGAAUUCUGCUGUUUAAACCUUGCCCUUUCUUUUUUUUGGGGGGGAUUUGUUGUUUGAGUUGGUUGGGUUGUUUUUUUUUGGGGGGUGGUUUCUUUUGUUUCGCCUCAUUUGAGGUUUCCACUUCUGUUCUCUGCUGGUUUGGGAGCUUUGGAUGUGGGAGAGGUGGUUUAGGGUUCUGCACUGGCACAAUAAAAGGGGAAGGGGGGGAAAAAAAAACCCCAACCCAACCUAAACCAGGGGGGCAGUGGCAACUUGCUUCAGAGAAGAGAAUUCUCUUGUCAGGGACUGAAAUCUUUGCUGUUGCAGUGAGCUUGUGGAGCUCUAAGGUCACAACCUCCCAAGAUUUGCAUCUGAAAUGGAAGCAGUGAGGAGCAGGAUCCUUUUGUCACAUGGAAGUUAUCACAGACUGCUAGGACUGGGGGAAACUCCACUCCAGUUCGUUCAGUUCAUUUCCUCUUCUCUGUGCAUCAAGGGCCCAAGACAGAAUCAUAGAAUCAAACAGGUUGGAAGAGAAACCAGGUUCAAAUCAAACAGGUUGGAAGAGAAAACAGGUUCAAAUCAACCAGGUUCCAAUCAACCAGGCUGGAAGAGAAAUCAGGUUCCAAUGAACCAUGUUGGAAGAGAAAUCAAGUUCCAAUGAACCAGGUUGGAAGAGAAAACAGGUUCCAAUCAGUCAGGUUGGAAAAGAAACCAGGUUCAAAUCACCCAGGUUCCAAUGAACCAGGCUGGAAAACAGGUUCAAACAGGUUGGAAGAGAAACCAGGUUUCAGUAAAUCAGGUUGGAAGAGAAAUCAGGUUCCAAUCAGUCAGGCUGGAAGAGAAAUCAGGUUCCAAUGAACCAGGUUGGAAGAGGAAACAGGUUCCAAUCAACCAGGUUGGAAGAGAAAUCAGGUUCCAAUCAACCAGGUUGGAAGGGAUCUCAAGAGAAAACCAAACAAUAAAGUGGCCCUUGCUCAGUAGGGAAACUCUUUGCUGAUUCCUUUAACAUUAAAGGUGAAAUUGUAGAUGUCUGAGCUGGCCCUAACAGGAUCACUGCUCUGGGAUAGGAAAAAAAGUCUUAGGGAGAGAGGUUUGAAGUGAGAAAAUGACAAAGCUUCCCUUCAGUCAGCUUUCAGUCAGCUUAUUUACAUCAUAGGUAAUCCACAAAGGAGUAAAUCCAGGGCAAGGCCUGGCCCUGGGAAAUGUGUCAGGCUCCUCAGAGUUAGUUGUUAGGUUGUGAGUGACCUCUGAGCCAGGCUCACUUUGAACUGUCCAAGUGCUACUCCACAAGGUGACCUCUUAGCCCCUCAGGAUGUUAACCCUGCAGAGCUUUGAACAGAAGUUCACAGUUCCACAGAGCCAAGUUUGGAAGGAGCUGCACCAAGGCUUGUGGUCCAGCCCAGGAGCCCCUAAACAGAGCUUCCUAGCAGGCAGCAGCAUCCUGGCAGGUAACUCAAUUUGGCUUCUUAUUACAUUCAGGCUAGGAAAGGGUAGAAGGAUAAUAAUGAACAGCAGAGAAUUGCUUGUGAGCAUUGUUGGUAACUGAGCAGAAAUACAACAGGCUGCAGAAAUUCAAUUUGCUGAACCCUGCACUGAAAGGAUGAAGCAGAAGAGAGCUUGCAGAGAGGCAUGCAGGAGAGCACAGCCUUUCACUGAGCUGCUUGCAGGCAGCCAGGGCUGCUCUCUCACCUGGGGAAUGGAAACAGUUUGUUAAGAGCAUUUCACUGCUGCAAGAUUUGACUACUGAAUUUUGACACCCCCCCCCUUGGAAGGAAAAAAAGCCCAAAUAGCCCUUCCCAGCUCCCUGCUAAUGAAAGCAGAAUAAGGGAGCAAGUCUCAGUGGGUUCCCUCCCCAGCCACUGUGUAAAGCCACAGCUGCUGGUGUGAACAGGCAGCACUUUGUUAGUUGGCAGUGCUUUGGCAUCUCUUCCCAAGAACUCCUGAAAGCCAAAUUCCCUCCCUCCUAGCCAGUCAGUGAUUGGAACUCCCUUCCAGGCAGGGUCUUUGUAGCAGCAGAAGUCAGGGUGAAGCUGAAGCUCCCUGGUCCUCAGCCUUGUAUGGCAGACUAAGGCACCGACAUGGCUCCUGCUGUGUCGAUCCCGAGGAGGAGGAUUUCUGCCUGAGGCUGGAGCAGAUUUUAUCUGUCUCUUAAAUGCUUUCUAGCUCAUGUUCUAGUAGUGGCUCACAGCCACCAGCCAGAGCAUGAAUGCCCCUUGGAAACUGGUGCAGCUCUGUUUCAACCCUAGGUUUGUUUUGCACUAAGCAGUUGUGUCGCUGAAGGUCAGCAACCCUCACACAGCUUUUCCUCAGAACAGGCUUUCCCAGCACCAUUCCAAGCAUCCAAACAGGACUUUGCUAACAACAAAACCAAGCUUCCCUCUUUCCCCCCCCCUCUCCCCCAUCUCCUUGGGUGUGGAAAACUUGCUUGAGCCUAGGUAGACCUCCUGAAGAUUUCUUUAGUUGCAAAGGAAAGCUGAAAUUCUCGUCAAGGAAACAUGCUCAGGGUAAAUAGGCUUAAAGGCUGUUGGGCAGGUUAGGAGGAGCUCCUCCACUCUUCUGGAGCCCUAGGAAAAGUGAAAAGAGAAAUAAUAAAGUGCAGAUAUAUAUAUUUUUUAAGUGUCCAAUAGACAGUACAAAGUGACAGCAGACUCACCUUUAAAAACCUCCCAGGUGUGGUUUAUUCUUUACCUUGUGUCUUCUAUCGUAACAUUAACCUUGGACAGUUACAACUUUGUGUAAAAAUAUAGAAAAGGAAAUAAAAAAUGAAGAAAAAUCCAAGAGGAAAAAAAAAAAACAUCAAACCAAGCAACCAACCAACCCUGACUCAACCUGUUGGAAGUGCAUAAUGCUGUAAGCUAACCUCCAUGGUGUAAUGCUACCUUGUAUGUUGAAUUUGUUAAUGCACAGCGAGCGUGCAAAUAAAAGUUAAAUCACUUUA